Aedes aegypti (yellow fever mosquito) is the source of this 765-nucleotide messenger RNA. It is a transcript of the gene Gpa2, whose product is annotated as thyrostimulin alpha-2 subunit. The transcript is spliced from 2 exons. Gene Ontology annotation, molecular function: hormone receptor binding. Gene Ontology annotation, biological process: cell surface receptor signaling pathway. The coding region runs from base 171 to 533 and encodes 120 amino acids. The record is from RefSeq and is a predicted model, not a curated record. NCBI's taxonomy places the organism in Eukaryota, Metazoa, Arthropoda, Insecta, Diptera, Culicidae.
CAGCUUCUUACCCAGAGUGGCAGUGGCCUUUCUUCGCGAUUGUGUCGUGCUAAACUGUACCUAUCUUUCAUAAUGGUGAAUCGCACGUGUUGAUUGAUCGGGAUUCGUUGAUAUUGCGACCGUUGGUGCGACGGUUCUUGGAUUUAUCGGAAUAGUCUUGCAUUUUGAGAAUGGAGUGGCUACGAUUUGCAACACUAGUUCUACUAGCUACGAUGGCAUGUGCACGCGAAACGUGGCAGAAACCAGGUUGCCACAAAGUAGGACACACGCGCAAAAUAAGCAUUCCGGACUGCGUCGAGUUUUCGAUAACGACCAAUGCCUGCCGUGGAUUUUGCGAAUCGUUUGCCGUUCCGUCGGAUCCGUUUGCCGUGGGGCAGCACAAACCGAGCCAACCGGUGACCUCGGUCGGGCAGUGCUGCAACAUCAUGGAAACGGAAGACGUUAAGGUGCGGGUGCUUUGCGUCAACGGCAUCCGCAAUUUGACUUUCAAAUCGGCAACCAACUGCUCGUGUUACCACUGUAAAAAGGACUGACGGUUAAUUGACGCGUAGGAUAGAGCAAACGGCGGAACGUGGGCAAAGUGAUGAUGACUGUUAUUCCGAUAGUGUUGUAAUUGAAAAAUUAUUUACCUCUGAGCCACCCUUAUGCAUUAAAGUGAUGACAAUGUGUAGAAAGUGAAGUUUUCCCGAAGGGAUACUUGAAAUAACUGUAUAUUCAUGUACAUUAACAGAUGAAAUAAAACUUUACAUAUAUUUUCACACACAA